Siniperca chuatsi (mandarin fish) is the source of this 3098-nucleotide messenger RNA. RefSeq names its product solute carrier family 6 member 1, like (gene slc6a1l). Lineage: Eukaryota; Metazoa; Chordata; Actinopteri; Centrarchiformes; Sinipercidae. The record is from RefSeq and is a predicted model, not a curated record. Gene Ontology annotation, biological process: sodium ion transmembrane transport. The transcript is spliced from 15 exons. The coding region runs from base 430 to 2223 and encodes 597 amino acids. Gene Ontology annotation, cellular component: membrane.
GCAGACACACAGGUCGAACUUUAUUAUCAACCACUCGAUACCAACUGCAGGAACAGCCACAGGUCCUCCAAGAUACAGUACAGAAGAGUUGAAAAAUCAAAAACGGCUUUUCAGGGAUGCAGAUACAUUGUGGCUUCCCUUGGGCCUGGAGAGCUGGCUUUUCACAGUUGACACAAAUAUGAUCAUUUUUUCUUUGGAUGUUAAGUUUCAGUACUUUUUUGGUGCCGGUGUAGAGAACUGAAGCUGAUAACCUGACGAAGGACUUGGAAAUUUCUCAGUGUCCGCACAUUGUCCUGAAUCUGUCAAGUCAAGAACCAAACUCAGUGUGAGAGACUCAGCCGGACAGGAACAGAGACUUUAAUUCAUCACCAUUACAGGCUGUGAGGACCAAGUGACUUUCUGACCCCGCUGGUCUGUAGUGGUUCCACAAUGGGGAAGACUGGGCAGAGUACAGUGGACUUAAACUCCCCAACAGAGGUCAAACAAGCAGUUCCCUUUGAGGAAGUGGAUCCUGUGGCAUCCCCUGCAGAUGAAAAGAAGAAAAAAGAAGAGCCACCUGACAGAGGAAGCUGGAAGGGAAAGUUUGAUUUUCUGCUAUCAUGUGUGGGAUACGCCAUUGGCCUAGGAAAUGUCUGGAGGUUCCCUUAUCUGUGUGGCAAGAAUGGUGGAGGGGCCUUUCUGAUCCCGUACUUUCUGACCCUGGUGUUUGCUGGGAUACCCCUCUUCCUCCUGGAGACAUCUCUGGGACAGUUCACCUCAGUGGGAGGGCUGGGGGUGUGGAAGCUCAUCCCUAUGAUGAAAGGUGUUGGUUUAGCUGCAGUGGUCCUGUCCUUCUGGCUCAACAUCUACUAUAUUAUCAUCAUUGCCUGGGCACUCUACUACUUAUUCAACUCCUUUGGUUCGGAGCUGCCUUGGCAAAGUUGUGAUAACCCCUGGAACACAGAGAAAUGUUUUUCCAACUACAGUCUGACAGACACCACCAACCUGACCAGCGCUGUCACUGAGUUCUGGGAGCGUAACAUGCAUCAGCUGUCUAAUGGUCUGGAGGAACCAGGAAAGCUUCGCUGGCCCUUAGUGGGCACUCUGGCGCUGGCCUGGAUCCUUGUCUAUUUCUCAAUCUGGAAAGGAGUGGAGUGGACGGGGAAGGUGGUGUAUUUCUCAGCCACCUAUCCCUACUUCAUGCUGUUCAUCCUGUUCUUUCGUGGGGUCACUCUGCCUGGAGCCAUAGAUGGGAUCCGCUUCUACAUUACCCCAGACUUCAAUAAGCUUGUCCAGUCUGAGGUGUGGCUGGAUGCAGCAACUCAAAUCUUCUUUUCCUACGGACUGGGCCUGGGCUCGCUCAUCGCACUGGGAAGCUACAACACUUACAACAACGAUGUAUACAGGGACUCCAUCAUAGUGUGCUGCAUUAACUCCUGCACCAGCAUGUUUGCUGGCUUCGUCAUCUUCUCCAUUGUAGGCUUCAUGUCCUAUAUCACUAAGAAACCUGUCCAGGAAUUAGCAGCAUCAGGUCCAGGUCUGGCGUUUUUAGCUUAUCCUCAGGCCGUCACCCAGCUGCCCAUGUCCUCUCUGUGGGCCAUCCUUUUCUUCUCCAUGCUGAUGAUGCUGGGCCUGGACAGUCAGUUCUGCACAGUGGAAGGCUUCAUCACAGCUCUGAUGGAUGAAUAUCCCCUGGUGCUGAGGAAGAGGAAGAAGAUCUUCAUCCUCAUUGUCUGCUUAAUCUCCUUCAUCAUUGGCUUCUCCAACAUCACACAGGGUGGUCUGUAUGUGUUCAAGCUGUUUGAUUACUACUCCGCCAGUGGGAUGUGCCUUCUCUUCCUCGUCUUCUUCGAAACCAUUUCGAUAUCCUGGUUUUAUGGUGCUGAAAGGUUUUAUAAGGACAUUGAGGACAUGAUUGGCUAUAGGCCAUGUGGCUGGUGGAAGCUCUGCUGGAUGUUCUUCACUCCGAUGAUCUGCCUGGGGGUGUUUACCUUCAGUGCCAUUGAGAUGACCCCUCUGACCUUGGGGAAGUAUGUGUACCCGCUGUGGGGCCAAGUGAUUGGCUGGUUUAUGGCUUUGUCUUCCAUGAUACUGGUCCCGGGCUAUGUCAUCUACAUGUUCUGCACCACCGAGGGCAGCAUCAAACAGCGUUGGCGGAAGAUGACAACUUCCCAGAAGGAUGAAAAGCCAUCGGGGCAUGAAGAAUUUACACACACAGGGAGUGUGGGCGAAGCUCCUGUCUAGUCAGGAUUGUUCAGGUUGAAAUAAUCUGACUUUUAUUUUCCCCUGUCUGCCAGGGUUUGCUGUAGUUGACAUUGAAAUUUGACAAUUGGAUAGAUGGAGUCUUGUACAGUAUUCUAUGACUUUUUCCUCCAUCUUAAAUUGUGCUAUAAAAUCAGGCAAAUGACAGAAGAAGAUGAAAUUUCCUAUUGCAGUAAAUGAAUGACCACAAAUUGAAUGCAAUCAAUGCAGAAUUGAACCUUUGUACAAACACCACAUGUACCAUUAAUGUAUGACUUCAUCCUACUAGUAAAUUGUCUCUACUACUCAACAAAAUCUCUGUCUUUGUUUAUAAGCCACAAAUGGCAUAAAUGUUGUUGUACAGAGGCAUUAAAACAUCUGGUAAAACUGUAAUGCAUCAAAGACUAUUUGCUUGUGGUAGCUUAAAGAACCAACCAACCAGCCACUGUGAUAUGUGCAAUAAAUAUGUGGGCCCUCCAUAUUUGUUGUCUUUGCUAAUCCAGACCUACAAAAAUCUAAACAAAAAGAAAACAUUUGUGACUAUAAUAUGAAUGUGAUGAAGUUGUACAGGCUAUUCCCCAUAGACAGUUUCUCAAUUAACACAGCAUUGAGAGAUUUAAAUUAUGUUGUACAAUCUCAAGUAUUAGCCUUCAUGGCAGCUUGUUUGAUUAAAAUAUUAGAAAACUGCAAAUAUAAUUGUGUCACUAUAUUAAGUAUGUUAUGCUUUUUUUAAAGAGUUAUUUCAUACCGUGGGUUACGAGAGUAUGAGAAAACGCUCUAUUUUGUCAGAUUGGGGAUUAUGUCAAAUGAGAUGUAUGAAGGAUUUUCCCUGACUUUACUCCAGUUUUUUCAUGUCAAUAAAAACAAAAUAAACUGCA